UGGCUUUGCUUGUCAAAUCAAAAAGCGUGAGGCAGUGAGUUUGCGGUUAGGCGUCAGGUGAAACUCGCUCCGUGUGGAAAAAGAGAGGACAGAUUAAAAAAAAAAAAAAAAAAAAAAAACUUAGUUCGUGUGAACUUUCUGGAAAGUUUUUGCUACUUUUUUAUGAACUUAUUCAGUUAAGGAGUGUGUUAACAACAGGAACCAACACGUUACAAGAUGAAAAGCCUCAAGUAUCGGUUGAAAAAGCACGAAGUCACCAUAACAAACACAGACUGGAACAAGUACGAUGAUCGGCUGAUGAAGGCGGUGGAACGCGGCGAGGUGGACAAGGUUUCUGCCGUUCUCAGCAAGAAGGGCAUCAUCCCCACCAAGCUCGACGUUGAAGGACGCUCUGCGUUUCAUUUGGCUGCAACACGAGGACAUUUAGACUGUCUCAAUGUCAUCCUGGGACACAAUGUUGAUGUCACCGCGACUGACGCCACCGGUAAAAAUGCCCUUCACUUGUCUUCAAGAAAUGGACAUUCUCUGUGUGUGCAGAAACUCCUGCAGCACAACUGUCCAGUUGGAAACGUGGACCUACAAGGAAGAACAGCUCUACAUGACGCCGUCAUGGCAGGCUGCCCUUCCAGUGUGAAACUUCUCUGUGACAGCGGGGCUUCUGUGAAUGCCAGUGAUUUUGAUGGCAGGACACCUCUGGUGCUGGCAACUCAGAUGUGUCAUCCACGCAUCUGUCAGCUGCUGCUGGAGCGAGGUGCUGAUAUCACCACCCGGGACAAACAGAACAAGACAGCGCUGAUUCUGGGCUGCGAGUAUGGCUGUAAGGAUGCAGUGGAGGUGUUGCUGAAGAGCGGCGCUGACGUGAAGGCAGUCGACGGUUUGGGUCACGAUGCAUUUCACUACUCUCGCCUCAGCAAGAACCCGGAGCUGGCCUCGAUGGUCAAAAGUUACCUCGACAAAGCCGCCAGAGAUAAAGAGGCAAAGAUUGAACAGUGGAAGCGACAGCAUUCGGUGGAGCGCUCAGAGGCAGCUGAGGCCAACAUAAGGGAUCAGAUAAUACAUGACUUGGAGAGACAGAACGAGACCCUGCAGGAAAAUCUCAUUAAGUACCGCCAGGAGCACAGAGUCCUGUUAGAUAAGGUCAACAUACUACAGCAACAGCUCACACAGGAAAAGAUAACAGUGGAGGACACACAAAAAGAGAAGGAGCAGUUGAAGGUUUUACUCAGUGCCAAAGAAAGAGAGGACGGAGCUCGAGGCCUGGAGACUGUCAAGGUCCAACUUCGGAGUACUUUGGGCGACUACACUGGGCAAUCUGUCAUCAAAGGUAAAGAAAACUCGGUGGUCAAACAAGCUUUCAGCCUGGAUGCAGAACAGAAGAAUCCUGCCAUGUCGCGUUCACUGUCCAGACCUCCAGAGAAGAGUCAUGCCGCUGUGGGAUGGGACCUCUCCGGUGAACUGGACGCACUCCGGCAUGAAAAUGAGGCAGUCAAGAGAAGACAACAGGCAGCGGAGGAAGAAAUGGCGCGGCUUCAAUCUAUCCUGAACCGUAAAAACCGAGAGUGCCAAGAGCUGGUUCAGAGCCGAGAUACUAUCCAGAAACAGGCUGACCAGCAGAUACAAGAGCUGGAGGACGCCCUGGGGGACGUCCAGAAGAGGAUGCUGGAUUCUGAGUGUAAGGUCAAACAACUGCAAGCCCAUGUAGUCGCUGUCAAGGAACACCUAGGAGGCCAGGCGGCAGAAGAACUGCGUGCCCAGCUCCAGGAUGUCAAAGCCAAGUAUGAAGGUGCUUCGGCCGAAGUAGGUCGAGUUCGUAACCGCCUCAAACAGAGCGAGAAAGCCUUGGAGGAGUACAAGAGCAGCGAGAACCAGCUAGCAGCUGAGGCAGAGCGGCUGAAUCAAGAUCUGGUAGCUCUGACCACAGAACGAGAUGAACUAGCAGAAACUCUUGUAGAAAUGGAAACCCAGCUGAAGGAGGUUCAGACUAAACAUGGCAACACGGUACCCGCUGAGAAGUUUGACAACAUGAAAAACCUGCUGACCAACGCAGUUGAUGAGAAGGAGCGUCAGCUUGCUGAGCUGAGGGAUGACUAUGAUCGUGUGCUAGAGGAGGUGGCCGAGCUCCAUCGAAAGCUGGACAGUCCGUCAUCCCAGGGAGGAUCAGGGGUUGCUGAGGAACAACAGAGGAUACUGGCUGCCCUCGAAGACCAGAACGUUUCCUUGAAAAGGAAACUGGUCGAUUUGACCGCCAAAAGCCAGGCUCUGAUUCGUGAGGUCGAGGAGAGCGAGGAGGAAAGAGAUAUACUACGAGAGCAGCUGGAUGAGUUCAACAGCAGGAUUGAGAUGGACUUUAUACCCGUGAAGGACCAUGAGGAGACUCGGAGGAACAUGGUAACAGCUUUGGAGGAGCUGGAGGACAAACUGGUGGAAGCCAGCGAGCGGUACGGAAAAGCAGAGGCACAAGUUCAUCAGCUUCAAACCGAGAGAGCCACGCUGCAGGAGACUAUCAGCAGUAUCCACAGGUCCAGUGAAGGACAACAGAGUGAAAUGGACGAUCUGAGGUGUCAGAACGCCGACCUCAUAAAGAAACUUGAACUUCUGCAGAGGACGUGUGAAGACCGAGAUAAAGAGUGUGUGCAGCUGACCACGCAGAGCCAGACUCUGAAACAGAGCUUGGAGGGAGAGUAUGUUCCCAGACAGCAGCACGAGCAAGUUAGGAUGGAGUUAAGUACCACUUUGGAGAGUGUUAAAGCUGAGAUGUUGAAGUCGGAGACCAAGGAAAAAGAAAGUGCGGAAGAAUUGAAGAAUGUGAAAGAAAGAAACGAUAAGUUGAAAGAACAGUUGGAAAAUGUCCUGCUGGAGAUGAAAAAAGACUUUAUGAGCGUAAAAGACCACAAAGCUACCACAGAUAAGUUGAAUGCUGCUGUGGUUGAGGCAGAGAAUAGAGCAAACCAAGCGUCAGCGAUGUAUGAGUCGGCUCAGGAGGAAACACUUAAGCUCACCCAGGAACUGGAGGCCCAGAAGAAAGAACUUGAUACAAUACAAGAGGCUAUUCAGUCUAAGUUUAUCCCGCUGACAGCGGUGGAGGAAAAGGAACACUCUUACGGCGCCCAGGUGAAGGAGUUGACAAGCAAGCUGUUGGAAAUGGAAGAAAAGUAUAAUAGAGAAAAGUCGGCCAGAGAAGGAGACAAACAGGAGAAAGAGAAACUAAAAGUUGAGAUUGAAUCUGUUCAACAGAGACUAGACUCUGCUCUAGUUAUCAGUGAAAAGCACAAGAAUGUGGAGGAAGAGUUCAAGGGUAAAUUUGAGGAGUUGACUCAGAAGUUGGCCAAUUUAGAGCAGCAGCACAAGGAGGUAAUGUUUGAGAAGGCGAGUCUUCAAGACCAGAACGCCCUCUGCAACAGUCAGAUCCAGAAUCUCCAGGAGCGUCUGAAAUCAGAGUUGACUCGGAUAUCAACAUACGACACAGAGCUUAAAGCCCUCCACGAUGCCAUGCAGCAAGCCCAGGCCGACUGCAAGAAGGCAAGAGAGGUUCAGCAGGAGGAGGCACAGAGGGUUUGCGCCUUACAGAAAGAACUGCAGGAAUGUCGUGAGGAUCAGGCCUCACUGCUGCAGCGACAGGCCAAGUCCAGCGAAGCUCUGGAGGCUGAAGUCGCCAAGCUUCGGAUGGCUCUCCGCGAAGAGGAAGAGAACAGCGCCCAGAGGGCUGAAGACGUGUCUGCCCUGCAGUCCGAGCUCCUCCAAGCCACGCAGGCUCUCGAGGAUAUUCGCUACAAGGAAGACCAAAUGAACCAGCUGAAGAAGGAGAAGCAGCAGCUGGAGGAGGAGGCUGCCAACCUUAACAACAAGCUAUUGAGCUUAGCGGAGGAGUGUGAAGAGGCACACCACGAGUCGACGCGAGCGAGGGAAGGUGAGAGCAGGGUCCGGACAGAGAUGGAGGCCGUGCAGGAGAAAGGACGUGCAAUUGAAAGAGAAAUCAGGGAGCUGAAAGAGAGAUAUGAUGAGUCGCUCAGCACCAUCUGUGACCUUCAGAGGAGGAUUCAGACAUCAGCUCAGCAGACUGAAGCCAAAGACAAAAAGAUCACAGAGUUGCUGACAGAUGUUGAGCGGUUGAAGCAGGCACUGAAUGGUCUGUCACAGCUGGCAUACACGAGCAACGCACCCAAUAAGAGACAGACGCAGCACAUCGACACACUCCAAACUCAGAUCAAGGGCCUACAGCAACAGCUGGCUGAUGCUGAGAGGCAACACCGGGAAGUGGUUUCAAUUUAUCGAACUCAUCUUCUCAGUGCAGCACAGGGCCACAUGGAUGAGGACGUCCAGGCCGCCUUACUACAGAUCAUCCGCAUGAGACAGGAGUUUGUGUGUUAAAGCUUCCUCUGACUAAACAAAAUGCUACCUGCUGACUCAAGUUCACGAUCCUCACAUCUCCUCCCUCUCUGUGUUCCCCUGCUGUGGCCCCUGUGGGUGCCCAGUGUGUGUGUGCGUGUGUGUGUGUGUGCGUGUGUGUGUGCGCUCCUAACAAGCUGCUCAGAAAGAAGUGUGUGUACACUGUUUCCCACACAUCAAAAUCUCCAUGGUGUGCGUAAAUGUGAAAAACUUGCAGUUUGUUAUUUCAAAUUAAGUCAAAAAGCAGAAAAUGAAAACUGAUUAUUUAAAAGUCGCAUCAAUUUCAUGUUUCGAAAUCAUUUAGGAACAUUUUUCAUCCAUCAUUUCUCUUGCAGUACGGCGAUUCUUUACAUUUUUUAACAAAUCUGUUAUGAAUAAUGAUGAAAAUCUGUAUUUUCAUGCAGCUUAAACCCUUUAAAUUCUGUGAUACGGGAGUUAUUUGAAAUGUAGGUCCUCUUCAUAGAUCACUCACUCUUGAAAUGCUCAGCUGAAUCGUAAAACGGUCAUUAUAUCAGACCACUUUUCACAUUCCCACCCGACAGUCCGCUCUCAUACAGUAUGUUUUUGUGCUUACCAACAGUAAUGUUUCUUAGAGUUUGAAGGAUAGGCUCACAGUUUUCCUAGAAACAAUUGUCAGGUUAUGCUCGCUCUGAUCGUUCCUCCUGUUCACACAGCUGAAAGAGGCUAAUUCACUUAUUAUGUAAGCGAUGGGGGCGAUAAAAGGGUGAUAGAUUUUUAUCGUGAGGCUUCAGCAGUUACUGAAGUCUAGAAGAUACCUCCCUUUGUAUUUCCUCGCUUCACAAUUCUUCCUUAACUGAGCUUCAGUGAAAGUAUCGUAACUAAAAUAUUAAAUUCUGGACUUUGUAAUACAUGUUUUCAUAGAAUGAGGACUGUGGUUGUUGUCCCCAUCAUUGGAACAUUCAAAACACAUUAGGAUUUGACUGACAGUGAAGAGUUUCUCAACAUGAUUGCAGUUUAAGAGAGGGAUGUUCUGUGUAACCAUGGCUAAUAUGAGGCUUCAGUGGUAUGAAUUAGUCAUUUAAAGUGGGUUUCUUUCAAGGUUCCUGACCUUUUGUGUUGCCACAAACGGAUUUCCUUGCUGUGCCGCAGGGAAAUCUACAGAAUGAAUUUAUGCACUGAAUGCUGAAGCUAUUUGACUCAUUUUGUCCCUCACCUCUUACAUCGGAAUAGAGUUAUUUAAAGGAUCCCUUCACGUCCAAUAUGGACAGCAGGAACAAUUACAGCACUCAAUAAGUCUCAUUGUGUUAGGACAAACUUGAACCUAUCCUUGUUAGCUUCUUUAUUGAGACUGCACUGAUUUUUGUGGCACGGUUAUCAUCUUCUGGAGGUCCAAACUAGCACGCGUUUCUCAGAAUAAUCCAAAUACCAAAGAGACCUAUAGAGGGUGAAAUCAUCAUCCAAAUAUAUAAAAAAAAACUACGCUCCAUUUUUUGGUAUGUGGCAUUCACACAGCCUGGUUACUGGUUUGUGCUGGAUUUUGAGUCAUUUGGGGAGUGCGGAGUGGAGAUCUCUUGCUGUGUCCUACAGUUUGCAGUGGCACGUUGUCCUUUUUGUUGAAACCAGAGUGUCCUCUAGUGGUGAGACUUGGCAGGCCAAGUUGAUAGAAAUUGUAAUAAUCAGUGUGGCCCAGGGGUGGGCAGUAGUUGUUUUUGGAAGCUGACAGAUACAUUUGCUAGAAAUAUUUUACAGAUAGUGAAUAUAUGAAAUGUUAAACUAAAUUACUACUAAUACAAACCUCUUUUUAAAAGACACCAAAUGUCCUUGACUUGAUAUAAAAGCUAAUUUCUGCAGCAGUGAACUUUGCAGCUCUCCCAGGACGACGGUUGCAUACCCCUGAUCCAGCUCUUUGUGACUCUUGAUGGUGUAGUGUAGUGGUGUUGUGAUUGUUGAGCGAGUCUCGUAUGCCUUGACACUGAUAUAUUUUUCAUAGAUUUGUACUACUUUAAUUACUGUACUACAGUGUGACAUUUCUGAUAUUCAGCAGGUCUGGAAGUAGAACGGCACAAAACACGUUCAGGGUAACAUUUACCAUAGGAUGCCAGUCGAUGAGAAUAGAACACAUCCCUUUUUAUUUAUGUGGAUUAUUUGAAGCACUCCUGUCUUUGCCUUCCAGCUAACACACCUCACAAAAUAUUUUUGGCCCAAAAAAACAGUUGAUGGUUUAGAAAACAAUACCUCUUGUAUUUUGUUAUGCAGAUAUUAGGACAUUAACACUAUUUUUUUAAAAUAUUUCUUCCCUCUUCUGACUACAAAUGAAAUCCAGUUCAAUCUCUAAAUGUACACCAAUCUGUUUAAAUUGGUUGUUUUCUUUGGCAGUAAUAUUUGUGUUUAUGACUCAGUAAUACAAAAUCAAUAAAAGUGCCUAACAUAGAAAACUA
Larimichthys crocea (large yellow croaker) is the source of this 6785-nucleotide messenger RNA. RefSeq names its product uveal autoantigen with coiled-coil domains and ankyrin repeats b (gene uacab). NCBI's taxonomy places the organism in Eukaryota, Metazoa, Chordata, Actinopteri, Sciaenidae. The coding region runs from base 217 to 4368 and encodes 1383 amino acids. Gene Ontology annotation, molecular function: actin binding. The transcript has 19 exons. The record is from RefSeq and is a predicted model, not a curated record.